AUGUCAUACCCACCAGGAAAAGUCAAGAAGAGCUGUGACAUCCUCGUCAUUGAUGAGAACCCUUCUGCUCACAUUAUUCCAAUCAAGGCACGGCCUGGGGGUGUGGCUUUUGAGGUUGCAAAUAAAUUUGAUCCAAUCACAGAUAUGGCAGACGUCAAAGUCAGCCGAGGGGGCGUGGCUUUUGAGAUCACAACGGAUGAAUCUCCGGUUCGGUCUGCAGAAAGUACCGAACCAUCAGAGAUGUCUCUGCCUAGCCCACCAAUCACAACCAUGAGCUGCACACGUCACACCAAGGAAGGUGUGGCUUUUGAGAUCGACUUCGGCGAUGACGAAAAGCAGAAGCAACAACUACGGUCUCUCAGCAAAGUGACAUCACGAAUUGCCAAGGAGGGAUGGAGCGAGCGUGACGUCAUCAAAGAAACUGAUGACGUUUGGGUGGCCAACAAAGUUCUUGCAAUGAACGACAAAGCAAAGAGGAACGAGAAACGGUUGGCUUCUCUGAAGAAGGCUGAGGAAGAGUUCGACCUGAUGACAGCUACUAUGACAGAGAGAGCCCUUGACAGCUUUCACUACAUCCUGGUGAAAGAGACCUGCACAGAACACAGUCUUCUUAGGAGAGCUCAGUUCAAGGCCUGGCAGAAGAAGAUGAUGCAGUAG
Messenger RNA from Lytechinus pictus (painted urchin), 657 nucleotides. RefSeq lists its product as uncharacterized. The transcript is spliced from 3 exons. NCBI's taxonomy places the organism in Eukaryota, Metazoa, Echinodermata, Echinoidea, Temnopleuroida, Toxopneustidae. The record is from RefSeq and is a predicted model, not a curated record. The coding region runs from base 1 to 657 and encodes 218 amino acids.